AUGGAAGCUGAAGAAAUUCUCCAGCUCUUGGAUUCUUACUGGUUUCAACAUGGAUUUUUUACUCACAAACAUGAAGAUCAAGAAUCAAUGGUUUGUGCCGUGCCAAAACCGAGUCUUUUAGAAGUUUCCGUGCAACAUAGGCCGACCCUUCAAGUUCGAUCCUAUAGCGACCGAGGUACAGUUCACGAUGGAAGUUUCGGUCAAGAAACAGCAACUUCACCUAAUUUAGUCAUGCUCAAACCAAAGUUGCAGAAGAUAUUCUCUGGUAAAGAAAUAACUCAAUCCAUAAAUGACGAGGCUGAUGAGGAGAAACCGAAACACCCCAAAGGAAAAAUGAGGCCGAGACUAAAAGGUAUGAGCAAAAGCUUAUCAGAACUUGAAGUUAAGGAGCUAAAAGGGUUCAUGGACUUGGGAUUUGUGUUUACUGAAGAAGAUAAGAGAUCAAGUAGCUUAGUUUCAAUCAUUCCUGGACUUCAACGUUGGGGGGAAAUAGACGUGAACGAAAAUAAUUGGGAAAAAGUUUCAAGGCCUUAUCUUUCUGAAUCUUGGGGUGUUUUGUACCAAAGAAGGGCAUAUAAUCCUUCGAUGAAAUGGAAAACUGCUGCUUCUGUAUGUGAUGAAAUCAACAUGAAAGACCAACUCAGAGUUUGGGCUCAAUAUGUUGCAUCAACUAUGAUAACAAUAGCAUAUGUAGAUGAUGUUAAGUACACAAAUUCUGACCAGUUUCUGAUUAGUUUUGAAGUCAUUGGCAAUACUGAAAAUGGUAUAAAACAAGUUGACGUUUGUCGUUUUGUUAUAGUAGCAGCCCCCGGUGCAAGUCAAGAGUUCAAGGUUUUGUAUUCAUGUGAAUUAUUGUGUUAUCUUCGAUGGGACACAAUACAUGUAUAUCCCAAGCAUGCAUAA
Molecule: messenger RNA, 903 nt
Organism: Olea europaea var. sylvestris
Lineage: Eukaryota; Viridiplantae; Streptophyta; Magnoliopsida; Lamiales; Oleaceae
Exons: 2
Coding region: 1-903 (300 amino acids)
Source: RefSeq, a predicted model, not a curated record